Messenger RNA from Paramuricea clavata, 1626 nucleotides. Lineage: Eukaryota; Metazoa; Cnidaria; Anthozoa; Malacalcyonacea; Plexauridae. The record is from the annotation of a GenBank genome assembly.
CUCACGAGAGUCAUCGAGUCCUAGAAAUUGAGAAUCUCUACUGGGAAUCUCUGGUCAGUCGCGUUCUAGGAAAUUACGAAGAAUGUGACAGUUAUCGAAGACUAGGAAUGCAGCAAAUGGAAUCGUGUCCGCCAGACAUCAUUGGCGCUUGGUUCUUUUUCCAGGAAGCCCGCGCGAUAGAGCGGCUUAUUUCUCGGAAUCCUUGCCAGAUGUCCAACCUAAUACCUCAAGCGAGACUUUGUUAUAUCGAAGCACUGAGACAAGCCUCGAUGCUGGAAGAAUCGACGAGCGUAGCGGAGUUAAAGCAGAGAUGUCACACACGUUUGGCGAUGUUACAUCUUGGCUGCUUCUUCCACGAGAGCGAAAUCACGCGAACACAAGAAGUAGUACAGCACGACAUCGAAGAAGCUGAGAAAAUGCUUGAGGUUGUGAACAGGUCUAGUAGGUAAGGGACCGUUCAUUAUUUAUACCCGGGGUUGGUACAGAAGAGAAGAGAAAAACACUGUAACUUUUUUAUUUACCCAACCUCAACAUUGGUCAAAAUAAUGUUUACCCAACCCAUGUGUUACUGUACUUCAUAAUAAUUAAACACACAAGAUUAUGCUGACAGAAAUCAAGUUUCCUAAAUUCUAAAAGCUCACUCGUACUCAAAGCAAUCACGUUUCUGCUGAUCAAUGAUAGAGUCCUUCCUCUAUCAGUAUAUCACUGAUGGUCUAUUUUGGUACAGAAGGUAUUGUUCACAUUUUUCUUCAUAUUUUCCAAUGCAUGGUAAUUUUGGUUUUAUUUUAUUUUACAGCUGACAAACAGACAUAAAUUUUUUUUACCCAACCCAUAGUCAAAAACUUGAUUACCCAACCCAUAUCUCUUCGGUACCAACCCCGGGUGUAAAUAAUGAACGGUCCCUAAGCUGGUUGUUUUGUCAUAGUAGUAAAAGAUUUACCAGCAAUAGAAACACCAGGCGGAAAACGAAUCCUAGUAUUGCCCAGCAAAUAAUUCGUAAAAGAGGCAUAUUCAAAUGUUUUUUGAAUAUGUCUCUUUUACGAAUUAAUUGAGCAGAAGCUUUGUAUGUGUAAUGACUCUUGUCCAAUGAUGAUAAUUUUUUCAUUUUUCAAAACCGAAGAUGCGGCGAAAACCCUCGAAGCACAGGAGAAAAUCAUUGUUUCCAGCUUGUUGACAAGUUGUCAACGGCUUGUUGACUUGUUCCAAGUUGUUCCAACAACUUGUUAUCGUCCUGCAAUUCAACAAUUUGUCAACAAGUUGUGAGUGACGACCUUGUUGCAACUUGAUAAAAUAACAACAUUGUUACAACUUGUUGACAAGCUUGCUACAAGCCUGUUGCGAACACAUCUUGUUGACCGCAAGUUGUCGUACAUGUAUGCGACGUUCGGUUGUUAUUUUAGGGUGCAAGGAUGGCCGUUGACAGAGUUCUGUCGUUGCGAGUACCUCUUGGCAAGAGCACAGCAGAAUGUACGAAACUGGCAACAGCUACACGACGAGUACUUCUUGGAGUCAGCCGAAGAGGAAAGCAGAACGGCACAUGAUAUUUGCGAGAAGAAAAAUUUUCAAGAAAUGAUGAAUUUUGUAGAUGCUGAACUUGAUGAGAUUAAUCACUUGAACUGUAUAUAG